AUUCAGUCAAGUCUUAGGGGCGGGAGCAGAUCCCUCAUACGGCAAUGCCUUGUUGGUAUUCAAAGUACUGCCGACUGUAACAGCAAGUCAUUCACAACAGGUGAGCAGGUUUGUACAGUACAAGAGCUUCAGCACAUCAACACUGACCGAACAUGAAACACAUUCUACUACUUCUGCUGCUCAUCCUCCAGACCCGCAACAUUCACAUGGACCGAAUUGAGAGGAACAAAGAUUGUGCAUGGCGUUGUUCUGAGGGUCUACAUUGUAAACCCAGAGCUUACUCUCCACUGUCAGUAUCUCACUGCAAGAAUCAACCUGUCAACAGCAUUGUAUUCUCUAAUGUGACUCUGUCCACUGUAUUGGGAUGUGAGGGGAGGACAUGUUCACUGCAACUCAGGAUUGCAACCUCAGUGAAUAUUACCAGUGAGAUCCGUGGAGUUUCAGUGUGUGCCGACUCUGCGGGGAUGAUGGGACAUUGUCAGAUUUAUAAAUUUGGCCAAUUUGCCCACAGAAAUGAAAUAGGAAAACAGGUGGAUGUGCAGUUCAAGUGCAUCCCUGUUAGACCUGGACAGCAUUUGUUUGUAACUCUCAAAACUGUUCCAAACUACUGUAAGGCCAUGUGGAUACAAGGACACCUUGUUCCCGAUUGCAGUCAUGAAGGCAUCAGAAAUGAAAUUGCAGAGUGCAUCACUGGAAAACUGGUGUAUACCAUAGAUAAAGUAAGGAGGGAGAUAACGGUGUCAGUGACUCAUGCUCCUGAGGACACAGACUAUACUCUCAGGCUCUGCCAUAAACGUGGUAUCAUUUGUGCAGGGGAAGGGACACUCAAAAUGAUCAAACCACAAAAUUCACACAGAAACGUGUCUUUUCAGUAUACCAAAGCCCUACCCUGUUUGUGCAUUGAGGGCUGGCCGGCCAGAGUUGAUGCACGGAGAGUUCAAUUGUGUCCAUUCAGAAAUAAUUUGGAGGAGUUGUGGUCUGGGAUAACCUAUGACCCAUACAAGGAAGAAUUGAAAUGGGAGCCUUUAUGUCCUGUCAAAGUGUCGGUUUCUCUUUGCCAUGCUGAUGAAGGGAAUAGCUGCCGGGACCUUGGAAAUGUUUUCUAUUCCGAGGGACAAAAAGUGAUAUUCUCUUCUGUGGAUCCACACCCUAUGCUUUGCACGAAGUUUACCACUGAUGUCGAGACAUGGAUAAAGUGUCCUUUUGCCAAAGGGAAUUUCUCAGUUUGGAAGGCGAAGAUGGCAUCCAGGGAUGGUCAGCACUGGGCAGAGAUAUCAUCAUGGGUCAAAGCCAACUUUUCUGUUGCUCUCUGUGAAACAAAAUCAUUCACUCAGUGCAAACGAAUGGAGAGAAACAUAUCGCAAACCAUAUCUGUGGACAGCAUGAAGCACACAGUUUUCAACUUGUCUACAAGUGCGUGCGAUGUGUGUGUUUGCAUCCAGGUCCAGAGGGUGGAUGUUCAGUUUGCAGUCCCUGAUAUUCAGUGUAACUUGCAGUGUUCAAAUUGGUGCAGUGACCCGAAAAGAAGUUACAUUCAAGAAGUGGAGAAGGUCAUCAUGCCUGCUGUCGUUUUUCUGACAGUGAUCGUGGCAGCUGCCUUACUUGGCAAAAUGACGAUUAGAGAUGCGGGCAAGAGAAGAACAGUGUGGACAAAACUUGCGUGUCAGGGACAGUAGAGACAGUAACAUACAGCAAGUGAGGAUGUGGAUUGUGGGACAGUUCUCAAUGCAUGGCUCUAGGUUUUUGACUAUAUUAUAAGGAUCAAAGCUUCAGCAUGACAGCAUAAUCCUUACAUCUUGUCUGAUGCAUGCAUGAAUGCUGUAAAGAUGAGAAAUGAAUAUAAAUACAUUUGUUAUGUAUGUAUGGACAUUAACAGUAUCAUUAAUAAUUGGGCUGACUGCAACAGCUGCUGUAAGUGUUUAUAAUGCACAAGAAUAUUCUUAUGCCAAACAAAUAAUUUUGCACAUAAUUUUUAAAGGUGAAGAGUGUUAUUUAUGUAUGGAAGCCCAUUUCUGCCACAUAAACAAUAUUUUUUAAAAAUCAUGCUUUGGUAGAUCAAAAUUAUUUACAAAGUCUUUAUUUUAUGAUAAAAAGUCAUAAUUAUGAGAUUAAAAAGUCAUAAAUAUGAGAUAAAAGUCAUAAUUAUGAGAUAAAAAAUUGGAAUUAUGAAAUAAAAAGUAAUUUCAUUGUUAUGAUUUAGUAGGCCAUCUCAUAUUUAUGACUUUUUUUUUUUUUUAUCUCAUAAUGAUGACAUUUAAUCUCAAUGUUAUGACUUUGUAACUCAAAAUUUUGGUUUACCAAAGCAGGAUUUUCUUUCUCUAUGUGGUGGAAAUGGCUUCCAUACACUUAUGUAUAACUAGUCACCAAACAGAAUUGCAAAAAAUAAUUUCCUGAAAACUUCCGCCGUCUUCCAUUGAUUGCCUGAACAGAUCCUUUCCCAAACUCAUGAGAUUGGUUGAGCCAAUUUUGCUGCAUCGGGCUGGUCAGGAUAGCCACAGAAACAAAGUUUUUACACUUUUCAGUUUACAAAUGACUUGUAGCUGUCUCUGCCUAAUAAGCUUGAAUGGGAGACAGUAUUUUAACACUGGAAUAAAAUACAUACUUCACCUUUAAAGCAUAUAUAUAUAUAAACCAUUUGUUAUUUAUAUAAGGCUGAGCUUAAUUCAUUUGUCAUUUAAUUCAUUCAGUUUUUCCUGCCUUUGCAUAAUCACAUUUUGUUGUAAGCUACCUUUUUUGUACAGCAGGGGGCAGUGUUAGUCAGAAAUGAAUGUAUGUCAUUUCUUUUUUGCUUGUGUUUAUAUUUCUCUCACAUAAUGCUUGAAACUAGGUCACAAAUGGGUGGUCAGCUUACAGACACUUGAAUAACCCUGUAUAUCAGUUCUCUGCCAUAGAAGCUUUCGUGUUUAACUGCGACAGUACCCUGUGCCCAUCAUCAAGAUUCAAUGACACACUUUUCUCUGCACCCAAGGAAAAAAACAGUGGAUGAACAGAUACUGUAUAGCAUUCCUCGAUGCUGCAGCUGCGUACUGUUGUGAGCAGCUGGGUGGAUUCGGCGCUGGGAUUUGCUGAUGAAAACAUUCCUGAAAGAUAGAGUAAAGCCCAGACAAUAGAGUUCAAUCACAGAUAUAGGACAAACACAACAAAGCUGUGUGUGCGUUAGUGCUGCCAUGUUUUUGAUGGGGGUAAACACUUUUAAACAAGCCCAUGUGAACUAGUUGGUCCCAAUGACCUCAUCGUUGCGUCCAGACUCCACCUGCUGUCUGCAAGUCUUCAGCUGGGAGCGAGGCAUUCCACUUUGAUCCUUUCCAUACGUUUAGUCACAGUUCCUUGCCAGACCACUACCUCUUCUGUACCUCCCUGAAAGAAUGUUUGGCUGGUUGUGAUUUGCCUCGUGAAAUAUUUUUGGGCUACAACAUGAUCAAUGAACAAAAGACACCACGCCACAUCAUAAGGGAGUUGUGUGGUGUAGUGGUUAAAGCUCAGGUCUGGUAAUGGGAAGGUUUUGGUUUGAUUCCAUGCAGAAGCCAUCAUUAAACCCUUGAGCAAAGCACGUAUUGUUAGCUGCAGAGGCACAUUCACUUACCAUCUGAUGCAUAUUCCACACAAAAAUGGCAAGCAAUUUCUUUAUUUGACAAACUAAUCAUAUUGGCUAUAAUAUAUAAUUUCAUGCAACGUUUGGGAGUAAGGGCACAUCGUUUUUGUCAGUCUGCCUAGAAAUAAAAUUGUGUUUACAAGGUACCGAGUUGCUACAAUGAGUUCUUUGGAGGAAGAAUAAAUAAAAAAUGUUACAU
Molecule: messenger RNA, 3791 nt
Organism: Myxocyprinus asiaticus (Chinese sucker)
Lineage: Eukaryota; Metazoa; Chordata; Actinopteri; Cypriniformes; Catostomidae
Product: putative interleukin-17 receptor E-like
Exons: 18
Coding region: 153-1676 (507 amino acids)
Molecular function (GO): interleukin-17 receptor activity
Source: RefSeq, a predicted model, not a curated record